This is a messenger RNA of Periconia digitata, 6354 nucleotides long. The record is from the annotation of a GenBank genome assembly. Lineage: Eukaryota; Fungi; Ascomycota; Dothideomycetes; Pleosporales; Periconiaceae.
AUGUACAGCGCGAUAUUCUUUGGGGGACAGCUGGCCGACGUUGGAAUAGAGGAGCUGCAACAUAUUCGGAAAUAUGUCACAUCAAGAUCGGAUCUGCAAGUCCUGCACGAUGCAAUGAUCGGGUUUGGAGACUAUGGUGAGCGGUUGGAGCUUGCGGAUCCAGAACUGAAGAAAGUUGAAGCACAGAAAACUUCAUCCUUCUUCUCAAAUUGGAUGAAAUGGGAUGACGAUGAAGGCAUCUCUGAUGCAGUAAAUCGUCACUCCAACGCUAUUGCGAGUGCUCUCACAGUUCUUCACCAGGUGCUCCUUGUUAAAAAACACCCGGAAAGCCAUCCAUGCCUGCAGGGCCAAGACUUCAUUGAGUCGGACACAGUUUUGGAGGGACUCUGCAUAGGAAAAUUGGCUGCGACAGUAAUACGACUUUCCUGGGGCGAUGAGCAAAUGGCCACGUUGCUGGCAGUCGCUUUGAGACUCGCAUUCUGCAUCGGCGCAUAUGUGGACCUCGACCGCCACCGCUUGGGUUCGCAAGCCGAAACAGUAUGUGUGGUGGUUAGGCGUCACGACGCUCUUGUACUUGAACAUCUUCAUGCUAUACUGCUGAGAUAUGACGAUGCCUACUUGUCCGUCAAGCAAAGAUCUAAGUGGACAAUCACCGUGGGAAAGGCUCAUAAGGAGGAUUUGACCCAAUCUCUCACCAAUGCUGGGUUCAUAGUCGCUCCUUUUGAUCUCUUUGGACGAUUUCACUGCAAGCAAAUGUCAUGGGUGGUCGACAAGAUCCUUGCCCUUGCAAGCGGUGAUCCAAGUCUUCGGUUGGUAUCCAGUCACGCUUUAAAGCCCAUCUUGGCGUCCAUCUUGUCGCUUCCAGAGGACUGGUCAACCGAUGUCUCCCGCAUACCCCAUGCGGAAGGAAGUGAUGCACCCAUUGCAUUGUUUGUAGGUUCAAGUAUCCCACCAAAUCCAAUGGAUAGGGCAGGCUUCCGAGUGAUCGUGGCCAACACGAUGUCCAAAGGAAGCCGAGACCAAAUUUCACCACAGGAAAAGCCGUUUCCUAGUAUUCCCUCUUUGUCCGAAGAGUAUCGGCAUCUACCUGACUCCGCUGUUGCGGUUACGGGAAUGGCAUGUAAUUUCUCUGGAGCAAGCUCUCUGGAUGAGUUUUGGGAUAUCCUAGAAUCAGCAAAAAUCAUGUGCCAAGAUCUCCCGAACGAUCGGUUCCCGGACGCGGCAUUUGAACGAAGAUCUUUCCCGAAGAGCUUCAAAGCGAAUUUCCUGGAGGAUAUUGACACUUUUGACCACAAAUUCUUUCACAUCUCGAGCCGUGAGGCAGCUUUCAUGGAUCCACAGCAGAGACUUGCGCUGCAGGUUACCUAUCAGGCUUUGGAAUCGUCGGGCUACUUUAACAGCGGUACUGUGCAGACAAACCGUAAUGUCGGAGUGUAUUUAGGUGCAUGCACGAACGAGUAUUAUGACAACGUAUGUACUCACACCCCCUCCGCGUACUCCUUGACUGGAUCAAUUCGGCCAUUCAUUGCGGGUAAGCUGAGCCAUUACUUUGGUUGGACAGGUCCGGCCAUCAUGUAUGAUACGGCGUGUGCGGCCUCAGGAGCGGCCAUUCAUCAAGCCUGCCAAGCUAUUUCGACAGGAGAAGUCAGUGAAGCGGUAGCCGGAGGGGUCAAUAUCUUUGUCAGCCCAGAAACAUUCCAGAAUCUGGCUGCUGGGCACUUUAUCAGCCGCACAGGUUUAUCGAAGACCUUUGAUAGUUCGGCAGAUGGUUACUGCCGAGGGGAGGGCGUAGCGAUGGUUACACUCAAGAAACUCUCGGCAGCUCUUAGAGACGGUGAUCGAAUUCGUGGGGUGAUUGCUGCGACAGCAGUCGGCCAAAAUGCGAAUGAGACGGCCAUUACAGUUCCUCACGGUCCCUCACAAAUGAGUCUCUACCGCAAAACCUUGCGAGCCGCACGUUUAGAUCCUCGGGAGAUCUCUUACGUUGAAGCACACGGGACAGGUACCCCCGUAGGAGAUCCCAUCGAAGUCGAGAGCAUUAGGGGAGUGUUCGGAAGUCAGCGCCAUGAAGAACACGAAAACACAUACCUCGGGGCAUUGAAAAGCAAUAUCGGGCACACAGAAGCAACAUCCGGUGUCUCCGGGCUGAUCAAGGUCCUUUUGAUGAUGGAAAAGAAGAUAAUUCCGCGGCAGGCAUUCCUGAAUGAGCUCAAUCCAGCCAUACGACCGUUUGGUUCAGAUGGCAUCCAGAUCCCGCUGCAGAAUAUUCCUUGGACGACAUCAUACAAAGCAGCAUGUGUCAACAACUAUGGGGCUUCGGGAAGUAAUGCUGUGAUGAUUGUCACCCAGCCCCCGACUAGAGGCGUGAUUCCCGAAGACAAGCCAGUUUCGAGCAUCAAAGCGAAGUAUCCUAUUUUCGUCGCCGCAUCCAGUACCUCCAGUCUCGUAGCAUAUCUUUCUACGCUGUUGAGAUUUAUCAACUCUACCAAAUCCGUCGACCACUCAGCUGAGAACAUUGCGUAUCACUUGUCACGACGCCGAAACCCUAAACUUCCGUUCUCUCUAUGUACAACGAUCUCGUCUCUCGGCGAACUCAGAAGACUGUGCGAAUCAGCAGAUACUCUUCAGAUAAAGGAAUCUCCAGAAAAGGCGACCCCUGUCGUUCUACUUUUCGGUGGGCAGACAGGAAAGAGGGUACAAGCUUCUCAAGCAUUGUACGAUUCGUGCACCGUAUUCAAAGAAAAUCUCCAUGCAUGCGAAAUCGCCAUACGCAGCUUGGGAAUGACAAGCAUCUUUCCAGAUAUCUUUGGAAAAAGUCAGGACAAAGACAUCAUUGAGCUCCACACAAAUCUCUUUUGCGUACAGUACUCUCACGCAAUGUCUUGGUUAGCUUGUGGGCUGAAGCCCGCCCGGCUGAUCGGGCAUAGCUUUGGUCAACUCACAGCUUUGUGUGUCGCAGGUGUGCUUUCUUUACGGGAUGGCUUACGAUUCGUCAGUACUCGUGCUCGCUACAUACGAGAUUAUUGGGGAAAUGAUACCGGAUCGAUGAUCUCGAUUGAGGCAAAUAUGCCUACGAUCUCGCACAUUCUAUCACAACAUGCUGAUCUACGUCUUGAAGUAGCUUGUCACAACGGCCCCCAGAGCGUGGUAGUAGCGGGAUCUACUUCCUCCGUGAACCUCCUCGAAAAUUUCCUGCAGUCUGGAACACAAAAGUAUAAACGACUCGAGGUAUCAAACGCAUUUCAUUCGGUACUAUGCGAUCCAUUGCUCGAACCGCUGCAGGAAACAGCGGAACAACUAGACUUUCACGAUGCGGAAUUGGUGCUCGAACCCUGCUCAAAAGAAUCUAAUUGGAGAACGGUAACGCCGAAACUUCUUGUUUCACACACUCGCGAGCCUGUAUACUUCACUCAGGCUGUUGACAGAAUUGAUGAGCAGCUCGGGCCGUGUGUGUGGCUCGAAGUCGGCUCAGAAUCUGCACUUCCCAUUCUCAGGCGCGCCCUCGGAAAGCGAGCAUCUUUGCACCAUCUAGAGUCGUUGGGUCCUGAUGCGGAUAGUCAUUUGACUGAUUUAGGAGAGCUCACUUCUCAUCUUUGGGGGUUAGGAAUCCAUACCCAAUAUUGGCCCUUCCAUCAUGAUCAGCAGGAGCAUUAUAACACGCUUAAUCUUCCUCCAUAUCAGUUUGACAAGUUCCGACACUGGAUGAAUCGGAUCGAAAUGCCAACAGUCAAGGAACCUGGAGAAAAAGAUCAAAUCCCAGCCGGACCAUUGAAGCUAAUUAAGCAGACGGAACACAGUAGCGAGUUCCAGAUAGACACUGAUCACUCCGAGUGGCACACAGCCUGUUCCAAUUACAAGAUUCAUGAACUACCAAGCUGUCCAUUAUCAUUCAUUCUGGCUCUGGUACUCAAGGGUAACGAGAUGAUACAGGGUGACUCCGAAAUCGGCCCAGUAAACAUGGCCAUCUGCAACCUAAAAAUACAAGGUUUGAUUCUGAGCCACCACGAAAAGCCCGUCAACUUGACCAUCACCCCGGAUAAUGGUAACCUGGACUUUAUAAUGACAAGCGCGAGCGACAAGUCAACAAUCCCGUUCGCUUUCGGGGUUGUUACACUUCUCACUCCUGGAAUUGAAAUGCAGGAUAAAUUCCGCCAUUUUCAAAUCCUUCUGGAUGUUGAUGGUAUGAAACGUCUGUUCACAGAUUCCAACGCAGACUCUGCCAGAGGAAAAGGAGUAUAUCACAGCCUCGCACCCUUGAUUCACAUAUCGAAACAACGACAAAACAUCAAGGAGAUCUCUUCCAAGGGAAGCGCAUCUGCGGCCUACCUUUAUCCGCAGAGUAAUGACUUGUCUUUUAUCUUGGAAGACAUCAUUCAAGUUCCCUUGAUAUGUCUGAAUGGAUUGACUGACCGCCAAAACGACGAACUUUACAUCAACACAGCCAUCGGCUCUGCUGAAUUCCACCAGCAACUUCCCCAGAGUCCUUUGUCGAGAAAUCGUCUAAUUGUGUUUUCAAAAUCUACCUCCACAGCAAGUGAACAAAUAAUGUUCCAUUUGUUCGUAUGGGACGAACAGUACGAUCGGCUUUGUGCUGUCAUCUUGGAUGUAGAAUUUACCAAGAUGAAUGUUGAAUCAUCGGGCGAGGUCUACGUAGAUAUUACCAGACACACUCACAAUAUCGCUCACGAUGAGGGAAUAGCCUCAAACAAAAAAUCUUCGGAAAACUUCCCGGGUCAUGCGACGAAGGAACCUCAGAAUAUUUCAUAUUCCGAGCCUCAAUCAGUGGGUUUUGUGAACCCCAAAAUUAAAGAUCAGCAAAGUUUCACACCCCACCGCCGCGAAACUGCUCACCAGUCUACUACCAUGCAAAACACGGAACAAAAACUGUACGAUUUGCUCGCUCGUGUAGCAGAUCUUGAUAAGGAUAGCAUCCGCGCAGAUCUUCCCAUGGCAGACUUGGGUAUCGAUUCGCUGAUGGCGAUUGAGGUUGCAAGCGAGAUACAGAAUGCAUUUGCCAUCUCAAUAACCUUCCGGGAGCUUACAAGUCUAGAUAGCGUGGGAAAUCUAUGCAAAUUCAUAGAUGGCAAAGCAUUGGGUUUUUCAAACGACGCGCUAGACCGAAUCGAAAAGCCGGGUGCGGUCACAGCAACACUUCACGCAGCGGACAAGUCUGUUUCGGGGUUUUCCACUACCGAAGACUCUGAUAUUAUCUACGUCAAUACUCCAUCGGGCUCUGAAUCGCUUUUUGAAACUUCUUAUGACGUUCCAAGAGCUUUCAAUGCCGUGCGUAGGACAUUCGAUGCCCUAGCAAAGGAAACAGGAUGCGAGGGUUUUUGGUCAAAUGUGUAUCCUGCCCAAACGAGUCUGGUCAUUUCUUAUAUCAUUCAGGCCUUAUCUAAACUCCACUGUGACCUCACCACUCUGGACUACGGGGAUACGAUUGAAAUCCCCCUUUCGCCGAAGGAACAGCUAGUGCGCCGCUUCAUGUGCAUUCUGCGAGAUGUGGGUUAUCUUGAAGAGACCGGUCAGGGCUGGGUCCGAACUGCCAUGCCCCUUCCCUAUGAGUUGCCAUUAGCCUCAAACUUCGACAAAAUAUUGUCCGACUUCCCGAAAUUUGCCUGUGAACAUAAACUACUUCAUGCAGUCGGAUCGAGGCUACACGAAUGCCUUUCGGGAGAGCUAGAUCCCGUUUCCCUUCUCUUUGGUCAGCAAGAAAACCGCAAACUGAUGGCAGAUCAGUAUCUCCUGGGACCUAUUCAAUCUUCAGUCUCAAAGCAGCUCGCAGAGUUUAUCAAGCAAUGCUUCGGCUUGAAGCCUCUACCCCGCACUCUCCGCAUCCUCGAAAUUGGGGGAGGUACCUGUGGCACAACCUUGUAUGCGACUGACGCUUUUUCCAAGCUUGGGAUCCCAGUUGAGUACACUUUCAGCGAUAUAUCACAAUCCUUUGUGGCGGCUGCAAAAUCGAAACUGCGCGACACUAAAUUCGUCGUAUACCGCACGCUUGACGUCACCCAAACCCCUCCGCCUGAUCUCGAGCGGCGGUUCGACAUGAUUAUUGCAACAAACGUGAUACACGCAACUCCCAAUGUAUGCGAUAGCGUCCGGAAUGUCCGUCAGAUGCUUCGACCAGGAGGCGUUUUCACCCUUUUAGAAUACACGCGAAGGCUUCCUAUGCUCGACCUUAUUUUUGGGCAGUUCGAUGGAUGGUGGGCUUUCAACGACGGUAGAGAUCACGCAAUCAUGGACGUAAAAUCGUGGAAGAUCACGCUCGAGUCGGCUGGAUUUGCGAGCGUGGAGUGGACAGAGGAUGAUAGCGAGGAAUCGAAGGUUCUGAGGUUGAUAUUGGCUCAUUGA